AUGCCAAGAAGAAAAACAAUUGAUGAUGAUAUGGAUGAGACGUAUGAAGAUGAAAAUGAUAGCCAAUCCUCUGAUAAUUUUUCGGAUCUAGUCGAUGAAGAGGAAGAAACAUCAUCAGCUCCCACUAAAUCAUCAGCAACAAUUAACCGAACAAGUGAACCUACAACGACAUCAUCAACAACCACCACAGGACCAAAGAAGAGAGGAAGAAAACCGAAAAACGAACCCAAACCGAAAAAAGCACCAACGGGAAGACCACGAGGAAGACCAAGAAAACAUCCCAUCGUUGUUACAACACCAACACCAACCAAACCUAUAUCCCCAAUGGAGGAUACUCAUCUAGAUGGUGGCCUGUUAUCUCUUGGACAGGCAGCAGUAUUGGCUCUCAACGACGCUGACCUUGAUCCAAGUUCAAUUAAAGCUGAAGAAGACCUGGUACAAAAUUUAACAACACCAAUUUCACCCGCAACACCACUAUAUCCACUAAAGAAACGUUUUUUGGCAACCAUGUCUCAGGAGGGUGAUAAAGCUGCUGAAACUACAACAACAACGCCAACAAAACCUCCUACUCCACCCAGUGCUACACCAGCUGUGGUUGAGCCAGCCCAACCUGUGAAGCGAAGACCAGGAAGGCCAAGAAAAGCGGACAAGCUCCAACAGCAACAACAACAACAAACAACGCAAGACAAAAAGGAGACUGCUAAAGAUGAUUCAGUGAAAAUGACUUCUCGACAACAAAUACUCUAUCUCAAAAAAUUGGAGGAAAAAAAGGAAAGUGAUUCUGAAGUUAAAGAAGCAGAGGAGGAGGAAGAAGAGAAGGAAGAGGAACCAAUAUCACUGGAAUUUGACAGUGAUGAGUCGGUGGAAGUUAAAAAGCCAAAGAAAACAUCCAAGAGAAAAUUGGUAAAGAAGAAAUCUUCACCAUGGACAAAAGUUGAAAAAAUAACUGUCAAGUACAAGGGAAGAACUCUUGGUUCAUUUGAUGUGUCGCUUCUAGGAUCAGACUCUUCAUUUGAACUGGACGUUGGUUCCACAGUUGAGGUGAAUCAAAAAAUUGCAUUAGACAAAGUUGAAGAUAUUGAAAGUUCAUCGUUUUAUAUUCUUUCAUUUUCAUCUAGGAGUAAGUCAGAGGAGGAAAAACUUGAAGAAAUGUACAACAUUUUGGAGAGAGAAAAUUGUGUUGGAUCGAUAUCAUUUGAUGACAGAAUUCUUUUAUUUAUACCUAAAAAGAGUAGAUUUUUAAAACCAUUGGGUCUAACUGAAGUUCAAGAUGAUCCAAGUAAAUUCAUUGGAGCUCUUAUGAUGAAGGACGAAUCAAGUCCUGAGAGAACCUCGAAAAAGAACAAAAAGACGUCCUCCAGUAGUAGUACGCCAAUAUUAACCACACCUAAGUCACCAACCUCACACGAUGAAGACAUUAAGAAGAAGCAAUUGUCAUUAUUGUCCAUACCUAAAAUUCCAAAAACCAAAGCAACUUCGAGCACUCCAACGGGAGAAACUCCUCUUCAGAUGGAGAAUGCAUAUCCAACAGCAGAUGUCAAACCUCUCGAUUCUUCAGUUUCAUCCUUACUGAAUGCCAUUGCUGCUGUCACUCCAACAAGUUAUACACCUACCAACGUUCGCACACCAACAAUGCCUCCAACAGCGAUGAAUGUGGCAACAAGUUCCAUGUCUAGCAAUAGCCCUCCUGGCUAUACAAUGUAUAGUAAUUUGCCUAAGAAUGCAGCUGUUGUUGGUACUGAAAUGCCUGUUAUGCCUCCCUCAAACAAUAUUCCUCCAGGUAUGACACACAUGUCACAACAACCACCUCCGCCACCACAGAGCAAUCUCUACGAAAAACCUCCUCAAAUUCCACAAGAUGGCAAUAAUUAUCAACAGACGAUGCCUCAACAGCUUGGACGAUAUCCUCCUCAAGAUAAUGCUAUGCCUCCAAAUUAUCCACCUCAUAACAUGGUUCCAGAUCAAUAUAGUCACAGCACCAGCUCAAGCAAUUAUCCUCCAAUGCACAUGCAACAACAAGCUAUGCCUCCAGGCCAUACCUCAAUGCCAAUGGAUAUGAGAGGUCACUAUGAAAACUAUGAUAACGAGUUGAAGAGAAAGAGAAUGACGAGUGCAUACGCAGAACCUCAGACUCGACCAAUUUCACCAAAGAGAAGAAAAGACGUUCCAUAUGGAGUUCAAUAUUCAACCUAUCAGUCGUCACAUCAUGAUGUUUCUCCAAUUCCAAUGCCUUCAAGUGCUUCUCAACCACCUCCACCUCCUCAUGAGAUUUAUCAUAGAUCUUAUCCAUCAUCUCCAAUCAGAAAACCACCACCACCUUCUAGUGUUCCACCACCUCCAUCAUCUCCACCACCAAUGGUGUCAUCGUCAAGUCAUCACACUUAUAGCGGUGGUCCAACUUCUGGUUUCUCCAGAUCAAAUGCUUAUCCACCUCACUCGUAUCAACCACAACAAACCUCGCCUCCAAUUGUACCUCCAAGGAGACCAGACUCGGCCAACUUUGGCUAUUCCAAUAAGCCAUAUUCCAAACCAUACUAUAAGGAAGAUACGUAUCAUGACGAGUAUGACCGUAGUCAACGACCAUAUAAAAAGUAUGGAGAUGACCGAUAUCAACCAGGUACUGGUGGUCCUAUGGGGUCUUAUAAUCGUCGUCCUGACAAUUAUUCAAACGUGUCAUCAUAUAGCAAUAUGGACGAUUACAAUGGAGGUGAUAGCUAUUACCGAAAGCCUCAUCACUAUAACAAUGGUCCAAGAAGAUCUUAUAAUGCUCCAAAUAUUCCAGAAGUAUCAUCAAAGAAUGUUCCAACCACGGACGUUCAACCACCUCCACCUCCACCACCUGAUGUACAUGGAGAAAAUGUGAAUAUGGAUUACAAUGAGAAAGAAGACAAUAUUCCUGAGGCUACUGAGCCAACUAGGCAUUUGUGGGUUGGACGAUUCCACAACAUGAAAAUGGACUACACUACGAUUCACAGUGAUUUUGAAAAGUUUGGCCCAAUUGACAGCUUAAACUUGUUACGUGACCAAAAGUGUGCAUUUGUUAAUUUUGCUCAUGUCAAGGAUGCUAUCAGAGCAAAGAAGGAAUUAGAAGGUACCAAAAAGUACAGAAAGAUUGCCUACCAACGAAGAGAAAAAAAGUCAUCGACCUUUUCAUCUGACUUCAAGAAGAACGUGAUGCCAUAUCAUAAGAAUGAUUACAACAAUUAUCAUCAUGGAGGAGGCGAUCAUUAUCGUCAUACUGACCAACAAUAA
Naegleria fowleri is the source of this 3252-nucleotide messenger RNA. RefSeq lists its product as uncharacterized. The coding region runs from base 1 to 3252 and encodes 1083 amino acids. Gene Ontology annotation, biological process: mRNA splicing, via spliceosome. Gene Ontology annotation, molecular function: mRNA binding. The transcript has a single exon. Lineage: Eukaryota; Heterolobosea; Eutetramitea; Acrasida; Naegleriidae. Gene Ontology annotation, cellular component: cytoplasmic stress granule. The record is from RefSeq and is a predicted model, not a curated record.